Molecule: messenger RNA, 3595 nt
Organism: Aplysia californica (California sea hare)
Lineage: Eukaryota; Metazoa; Mollusca; Gastropoda; Aplysiida; Aplysiidae
Biological process (GO): neuropeptide signaling pathway
Cellular component (GO): membrane
Molecular function (GO): G protein-coupled peptide receptor activity
Source: RefSeq, a predicted model, not a curated record
UCAUUUUUACCGCCGUUAAUGGUUUUCCGUCAGCGAGAGCGACCGCACUUCCUCCACUUCUCGCUUACAUGUGUUGUUAUUGCUGUGUUAAAGAGGAGGGGGGAGUAGACGGGCAUAGUCGCCCGAGCAUCAAACAUCACAGACAGGGAUAGACAGCAUUUCCUCUUGGUUUUAGGCUGGAAAUUCGAGGAUUUAGGGCCUACUUUCGGGAUCAAAACGUAAAAAAACCCAAAAACAACUCCCAAGACACAGAAAACAAACAACUAAAAAAAUGUUUUUAAACUCCACGAAGUAGGCAGCGCGUGGUCAAGCCAACAACUGUUUUCAUGAAAAUUACUUUCGUUUUGUUUUGGUUAUCCUGACGAUUUCAAGCAUAUAUACCACUGUUGUAGUUGAUUUAAAAAUCGAGACACUUGGAAAGGAGAAGGACUGUCUGUGAUACUCAUGGUGAUUUCGCCUACACAUCUGAAUUGAACAAUAGCCUGAGUUCAUAAGAGGAUACAAGGCUGAGCUGAACAGAGAAUCUAGACACGAGUAGAGCGACGCUUUCCCUGUCUCGUCAUCGGAAGAAACAUGGUUAUGUUUCAAGAAAACGACAGAAUAAUAAAUCAUCGCAGCUUAGCAAAUGAAUGUUGUGAUUGAAAACCAUGGCUUAGCCCUUGAAUGUUGUGACUGAAUCCAGCGGCUACUCACUGAAGUCUAUUUCGAAAAAGAAACAUCAACAGCUAUUAACUGGAAUCUAGGCCUAUUUCGAAAAAAAAUUAACUUCUAUUUACAGAAGUCCAUUUUAAAAAAAUAAAAAAAUCCAGCAGCUAUUCAGAAAAAAGGCCAGGCAUCCCAGGGAAUAAUAUUGUGAAGUGCUGAGAGCAUUUUGCCCGAGUGGAUACUUAUAGAUUGCAAAAUGAUAUAGGCCUCCUUUAUGCUGUAGCUGCACUAUAGGCUGCUCCAUAUCGCGUAUAUUAUCAUUUCUCCGAGGAGUCCAGUAUCAUUAUCCAAGACACAUACCAAAGGGAAAUGCUCCUCGGCGUAGCCUAUGGUAAAUUGUUGUGCUUGCCAGAUGGAAUUACGGGACAAGAUCCCUUCAAGUUUGUGUAAAGUUAGGUGGAUUUCUUUCUGUGCAACGGUUUAAUCCCAGGCCUAAUAAUGUGACACUUGAAUUUUUUUUAAACCAACGAUUGUAAAGUUUCUUCAGUAACAAUACCAGGGGCAACUGCAGCAGCGACAAUUAUCGUUGUUACCACCGUACCAACACCUUUGGCAACAUCAUCUGCAGCCUUAUCAACAACUGUCAGACAUGGCCGUUACAAACUCGAGCAGCCUUGAGAUGUCUACCCCAGAUUUUAAUAGGACGCCUUCUUUCUCGGACCUCCAAGCGGUCAAUGAUGACAUCGCACGUACUCUCAUUCCAGCCAUGGCCUUUUUUGGAAUUCUCAUGGUUAUUGGAAUUGUGGGGAAUUCCCUCGUGUGCUACGUGUUCUGCCGGAGACUCCAACCCGGAACACAAAAUUACUUGAUAGUCUUCCUCGCUGUCUUUGACCUUCUCAGCUGCACCAUCGCUAUGCCCAAUGAAAUCGCCGACAUGAGAUAUUUCUAUGUAUUUGACUCAGAACCGGCGUGCAAAAUAAUGAGAUUCAUCAAUUCGUUCUGCGCUAUGGGUUCAAUCAUGACGCUGUUGGCAAUCGCCGUGGACAGAUACCAGAAAAUCUGCAAACCCUUCAAGAGGCAGUUGCGGGUGCACCACGUGAAAAGACUGCUCAUCCCCAUCCUGGGCCUGGCCCUGUUCUUCGCCUGGCCGGCUCUGAUCAUGUACGGGCUGCGCACAACCGACUCUGGCAUUCCAGGAAUUCCCGGUUCUGACUGCUCCACGCCGGAUUCAGUAAAGGACACGAUUUAUCCACUCGUAUACAACGGCAUUUUGUUCCUGGCCUUUAUUGUGUUGACGACUACCUUGAUCUCACUGUACUGCUGUGUAUUGUGGGAGACCAAACGACACAACAGAUACAUGAAAAGGAAUUCAGAUUUCAACUUGCCUUCGUACUUAAACUCCCAAACGGAUGAUUCUAGUUCAAGUGCCGAACCUCCCCACGCCGCCACAUUUUCGCCCUCUACAGCAAUUUCAACCGAGGAACUACGAAAUGCCACGAAAAAGGAUGUGGACGUUGUAGUCUCAGACAGCACCAUUGAGGCUUCACGCCCUCAGGAAAUAACUCCAGGCUCUACGAGUGGGGAAUGUCCGUCCACCGAGCCUGUUUGUCUUUCCACGACGCGUAGGACCGUCAUUUCAGAUCUCCCUGCUGAAACCACUGACUCGCCAGAGGAAUCGCCCCCACACGCCUCCUUACGCAGCAGCCUGAAAGACGCUGACAAAAUGCUGAAAACAAAAAAAAAGCUGUCGUUCUGUGAUGACGUCACGUACAAAGAAAUUCAGGACGGCUUUCCAGUAGUGAGGAAAACGUCAACGGAAACAAUACGAACUAAUGCGUCAGCGACGUCAUUUCCGGAAGAAGACCCGGAUCUGGUUCUGGCUGAGCAGGCACCAAAUUUGCCCAACGCCGUUAUUGAUCUUGAUUCUCCCAAAAUGGAAGGAUUUGCCCCGGUGGCGUUUUCAACGUCAGAAUCAAGAUUCGCGUUCUUCAAUGUAGUUUGCGAGGAGGAAGAAAAAGAGAAAGAAAAAGACGCAGAAGAAGCGAGACAAAAGAAAGAGGACUCACCCUCUCGACCUAAUGAAAUGUGCCUACAGGAUACGAAACAGAUGUCUGACAGGAACCAAAUGACACAGUCAGCACCUUCCCCUAUCGAAACAAAAACUGGAUUGUUGGACAGAUCUGUUUCAGUCAUCAGCUCAAACAUAACACCAUCUCAUUCAUUUAGCAAAAAGAAAAAGAGAAAAGUUCGUAGCAAAACCACCGUAAUCGCGUUUUUGGUAACUUUAGUGUUCAUCCUGAGCUUCCUCCCUCAUCUUUGCCUCCAAGUAGCGAAGAUGAUCAAGAAAGGUUUUGACUACGACCUGGAGGGAGCCGCCUUGGUGUUCUACAAUACAUUCCUCAGAUCUUAUUUCAUAAACUCGGUGUCUAAUCCUAUCAUCUACGGACUGUUGAAUAUGAAAUUCCGCGCCGAGGUCAAACGCCUUGCCUCGAGCAUGAAACAAUGUGUGACCAGACGGCGAAAAGACAACACAUGCUGUAGAAGGAAGGAACGAGGGACAAAGGACCAGGACAAAUAAAGAAAAUCAAGGUUCAUUUCACACAUUCACGGGGAUGUUUAAAUAGUUUUUACAUAACCAUUUGUACAUCACUUUGAUUAUUGUAAAAACAGUGAAAUGACUGGCGGUAUUGGGGCUAUUGUAGGGGAUAUAUUAUAUUCAUUGUCGGCUACAGAAGGCAUUACUUUUGUUCCCGCUUUGGGGCGUUCAUUUUAUUGAGAAGUUUCGUCUUUCUUGUGGGAUGCUGUUAUCCCACUCCGUCUAGGCUGGACCUGACGAGCAGAGUUGAAAUAGGUUGCCUCCAUAAUGAUCUAAAUUGUAUCGAUGGAGGCGUUAAACUUUCACUGUCAAUCAUGAAGUGAUCAUUAAAAUACUCAUACUCAUACUCUCAUA